Messenger RNA from Myodes glareolus (Bank vole), 4101 nucleotides. Lineage: Eukaryota; Metazoa; Chordata; Mammalia; Rodentia; Cricetidae. The record is from RefSeq and is a predicted model, not a curated record.
AUGGAAAUUCUAGGAACAGUUGAGAACGAGAAGAAAACGUUAACGAAGCCCUUGUCCUUCGCUGACUGUGUCGGGGAUGAGCUGCCGUGGGGAUGGGAAGCAGGGUUUGACCCUCAGAUUGGUGCCUACUACAUCGACCACAUCAACAAAACCACACAGAUUGAAGAUCCGAGAAAGCAGUGGCGGGGCGAGCAGGAGAGGAUGCUCAAGGACUAUCUCUCCGUGGCCCAGGAUGCACUCAGGACGCAGAAGGAGCUGUACCACGUGAAGGAACAGAGGCUGGCGCUGGCCCUCGACGAGUACGUCCGCUUAAAUGACGCCUACAAGGAAAAGUCAAGUUCUCGCACAAGCCUUUUCUCAGGGUCUUCAUCCAGCACUAAAUAUGAUCCUGAUAUUUUAAAAGCUGAGAUCUCCACCACGCGAUUAAGGGUUAAAAAGCUGAAGAGAGAACUCUCCCAGAUGAAGCAAGAACUUCUCUACAAAGAGCAAGGCUUUGAGACACUGCAGCAAAUUGAUGAAAAGAUGUCAGGAGGCCAGAGUGGGUAUGAACUUAGUGAAGCCAAAGCCAUCCUGACGGAACUGAAGUCUAUCAGAAAAGCUAUCAGCUCAGGAGAGAAAGAAAAGCAAGAUCUGAUGCAGAGUCUUGCUAAGCUACAGGAGCGCUUUCAUGUGGACCAGAACAUGGGCAGUUCGGAGCCAGACCUGAGAUCUAGUCCUGUGAACUCCCACCUCUCUCUGUCCCGACAGACCCUUGAUGCUGGGUCACAGACAAGCAUUUCUGGAGAUAUUGGGGUGCGGAGCCGAUCAAAUUUAGCUGAGAAGGUCAGGCUGAGUCUCCAGUAUGAAGAAGCCAAAAGAAGCAUGGCUAACUUGAAAAUUGAACUGUCGAAGUUGGAGAGUGAGGCCUGGCCCGGGGCCCUGGAUGUCGAGAAGGAGAAGCUGAUGCUGAUUAAGGAGAAAGAAGAGCUUUUGAAAGAGCUGCAGUUCAUCACCCCGCAGAAGCGCACGCAGGACGAGCUGGACCGCCUGGAAGCGGAGCGCCAGCGACUGGAGGAGGAGCUGAUGUCCGCACAGGGCUUGCCGAGCAGGGCUCUGGCCGAGAGAUUGAAAUUAGAAGAGAAACGAAAGGAGCUGCUUGGGAAGCUUGAGGAGACUACUAAGUUAACUACUUCCUUGUACUCGCAGCUCAAAAGCCUCUCCUCCAGCACACUGUCUGUGUCGUCCGGCAGCAGCCUGGGGUCCCUGACAUCCAGCCGCGGCUCUCUGAAUACCUCCAGCAGGGGGUCUCUCAACUCCCUCAGUUCCAGUGAGCUCUACUACAGCAGCCAGGGCGAUCAGAUGGACACCGACUACCAGUAUAAACUGGACUUCCUUCUUCAAGAGAAGGGUGGCUACAUUCCUUCUGGGCCCAUCACCACCAUCCACGAAAAUGAGGUGGUCAAGUCUCCCAGCCAGGCUGGCCAGAGUGGACUGUGUGCCGUGGCCGCGGCAGCCCCCAGCCACACCCCCCCACUGACUGAGGCCUCCAAGUCGGUGACGUCCCUCUCCUCCAGGUCCUCUCUGUCGUCCUUGUCCCCUCCCGGCUCCCCUCUGGUCUCGGAUAGCACAUUUCCCGUGUCCCCUCACGACCCCUCCCUGCACCAGUUCUCCGUUGACUUCGAGGACUGUGGCCUGAGCAGCCACUUUGCUGACAUUGGCCUUGGUGAAAAUCAGGUCUUGCUGGAUUCAGACUCAGGAGCGUCCCAGUCUAUCUUAGAGGAUAAAGACCUUGACGAAUGUGCGGGGGAGCUGCUCUAUGAAGGAGCGACAGAUGUGGAAAAGUCAUUGCCCAAGAGAGGAGGACUCCAUCUGCGGGGAGACAAAACUGCGCGUGUAUCAGCCGCUGCCUCUGACGAGUCCGUGGCUGGAGACAGUGGCGUCUACGAAGCCUCCAUGAAACAGCCUGGUGAAGUGGAGGACAUGCCCUAUAGCGAAGAGGACGUCACCAUUGUGGAGACUGCCCAGGUGCAGAUAGGACUCAGAUACGACACAAAAAGUUCAAGUUUCAUGGUGUUUAUAGCACAGCUCCGAAAUCUCCACGCCUUCCUUAUACCUCAUUCUUCAAAAGUGUAUUUUAGGGUUGCCGUGCUUCCCUCCUCGGCGGAUGUGAGCUGCCUAUUUCGAACAAAAGUCCAUCCACCCACGGAAUCCGUGCUGUACAAUGAUGUGUUCAGGGUGGCCAUUUCUCAGGCAGCCCUGCAGCAGAAGACCCUGAGAGUGGAUCUUUGCUCUGUCAGUAAACACCGCAGGGAAGAAUGCCUGGCUGGAACUCAGAUCAGCCUGGCAGAUCUGCCAUUUUCCAAUGAGAUUUUCAUGCUGUGGUAUAAUUUACUUCCUUCCAAGCAAAUGCCUUGCGGAAAGAAUGAAGAAGAAAAGGAGGCGCCUGUAGUUCAAACAGAGGAGCCGGGGCUGGGUCCUAUAGACUUGGAUGCCGUGUCAGCCUUGCUUGCAAGAACUUCAGCUGAGCUGUUGGCUGUGGAACAAGAACUGGCCCAGGAGGAGGAGGAGGGAGAGCCGAGGCCUGGAGACCAGCGGGCUCCAGGGGGAGACUGCUUAGCGAUGCUCAGAGAGGCCUCUGAUGAAACUGUGGCCGCAAAGGAGGCUGAAGCUCACUUGGCAAAGGACAGUUGCAGGGGAGGCCCGAGGGCCUGCACUAAUGGGCCUGAGAAGAGUGAAGCCCAGUGUAGGAAAGAAAGCGAGCCUGCUGCAGACCCUGCUCAGCCACCAACUGGAAUUCCCACCCUGGUCGAUAAGGAGACGAAUACCGAGGAAGCAGUGGAUAGCAAUAUGUCGGUCCGCCCCAAAGACCGCAGCGGCCUGAGCUCCCGACAGCAUCCCUUCGUGAGAAGCAGCGUGAUAGUGCGCUCACAAACCUUCUCCCCAGGCGAGAGGAGCCAGUACAUCUGCAGGUUAAAUCGGAGUGACAGUGACAGCUCAACCUUGGCCAAAAAAUCUUUGUUUGUGAGAAACUCCACGGAACGGCGCAGUUUGCGGGUUAAAAGGGCCGUCUGCCAGCCCUCCCUCAGGAGGACUGCUCAGGAGUGCCCUGUGCGCACAUCUCUGGACCUGGAGCUGGACCUGCAGGCCUCGCUGACCCGCCAGAGCCGCCUCAACGACGAGCUGCAGGCCCUGCGGGACCUGAGGCAGAAGCUGGAGGAGCUGAAAGCUCAGGGAGAGACCGACCUUCCCCCAGGCGUGCUGGAGGACGAGAGAUUCCAGAAGCUUCUGAAGCAAGCAGAGAAGCAGGCUGAGCAGACGAAAGAAGAGCAGAAGCAAGACCUGAACGCAGAGAAACUGAUGAGGCAGGCGUCCAAGGAUGUGUGCCGGCUGCGAGAGCAGAGCCGGAAGGUGCCUCGGCAGGUGCAGUCCUUCAGGGAGAAGAUAGCCUACUUCACACGAGCGAAGAUCAGCAUUCCGUCCCUGCCGGCCGACGACGUGUGACCCCGUGGCUUGACGUUACUUCCCACCUGCUCUCUUUCCCAGGGAGGGUCGGAGACUGAACGUUUGCUGUUGAUCGUUUUUAUUUUUUGUUGGGGGGCGGGGCUUUUGAUGCCUGUAACCUAACUGUCAACUCUUGAAGAACUUCAGUUUCCCACAGUUUCAUCAGGUUAAUCUGUAAACUCCUUUGAAUGUAACUCUUACGUGCUUUGCGAAGGAAAAAGAAUUCACAGGACGGAAACGGGGUGAUCUGAUCCCCACGUGUGGCGCAGUGUGUGUGCGCGACCCCUGGGUUUCACUGUGCAAAGUGGAACAGAGGCUGCAGGUGCCCAGCGUCUGCCUGCUGAGCCCACUGCGGGAGGCAGCCGUGCAGGAACCCGGGAAACUGCUCGCACCAAACCAGAGUCCUGAGCUAGAAAGCCACACUUCCCCACUGAAGGUGCUCGCAAGCAAGCAUCGCCCUGAGUCCACCCGAAACAGGCGUGUCCCUUCCGUCAGCUGGGUCUGGCCCUCCUAAACCUGUCUGGAGAAAACAAAACAUGUGAAAUGCUGAAUCCAAGAACAUGAAAAGUCAAGGUAUAGGCCUACUGUAGAGAGCUGUGGUUGGAACGAAAGGGAAGGGGG